AUGGCCACUUUUGGCUGGAGUUAUAAGAAAAAUGCAAGUGGAAGUAAAAGACCUCGUGAGCAAUCAAGACAACUCGAGGAAUGGCAAAAAAACCGCCCUGAUACCAGCACAAAACCACUUCAUCCGCAGUCGCACACAGCAGAGACCUUGACAGCUGGCACACCGCAGAAAAGAAGGAAAUGUGAGUGAUGCGCACAGGGUAAACAUAACCUACUGGUAAAAGUAAACGCAAACCAUGCAACGCCAAUCAUGCAUACUAGAAUAUGAAUAUGGUAAUAUAUGAUAAAAAUAUGUAAGUUUUAAGAUAGGAAGAUUAAAAUUAAGUCCUUACUGAACUAAAACAUUAAUUAACUACAUGUACCACCAUACCAUACUCAUAAAUGUGCUUCACUUUGUGUGAUCUUCUAUUCUGCUAUUAUGUGGUAUGUAACGCAAUGCUUCCCCUCAAAUAACAGCUGUUCACAUUCAUACUCUUGCUCUAAAUUUGUGUUUGCAAGCUGUUGAUGAGACCAAUCAUUUGUCAGCAAAGUGAAAAUUUCACUGCAAAUGUAAAAUUAUAUGACUGGUGCAAUGUUUGUUGCAGUUACACAGAUGUUACUUAUAGUGGGACCGAGAAAACCUUGAACACCUGAAAUAUGUCAGGAUUGUAUUUCUGUCCAAUCACGUGUCCAAAAUCCACUUGCCAAACCGCAGAGUGUUAACUGUUGUUUGUGUGGGUAAUUGAUAUAAGUUGAGCUAAUUCUUGUCGUUAAACCUCUGAGACUACUCAUAAAGAAACACAACAGUACAUGUAUUUGUCCUUUCACCGAUCACUGGUGGCGUGCUCCAAUACAACUGUGGUGCCGUUGCUUAUUUCGGUAUUUAUUUACUACUCUGAAAUAAAACAAGUGAAUUCCACAAAUUAAAACACAGGAAUGAUUUAUUGAUCACUCAAAACCUGUCACAGCUGACUCAACAGUAAGCCGAUACAGGGGUUUUAUUAAGUAUCUGAGAUUGGAGAAUUCUCUGUUUACUACGCAUAAUUCUCCGGCUAAAUUUCAAUGAAGUAUGGCUAUUUUUUAUUCUGAUGAAUCUGAUGUGGACACGUUAUGUAAAAAGAAAUUAUUCCCAGAAAUGCGUAAUUUUAGUGCUUAGCCACUUGCUUUACAUUAAAUUACGUUACAUAAAAGGUCUUAUUGAAAUGCUAGCAGUUUUAAGCCCAACAAAACUAACAGGGGACGUGUAAAAUACAUGUAUCAGGUGGUUUGCUGAAGCGUGGAGAAUUGAAUGUAUCCUUAACAAUUUUUAAUUUGCAUGUGAAAAAUUAUUAAACAAAUAAAUACGAAUGAAGCAAAACGUGAAACAAAAUAAAGUACACAAUGAACAAAUCGUAGGGGCAAAGUUACGACGAGAAAUGUUUAAGCGAUGAGAAUCAAAUACCUUUAUGAAUAACAAGAAUGAUUUCUUUGUGAACUGCUAUGGAAGUAAAUUUGGCGUUGUUUAUGAUAUAUAAAUGACAGAGUAUGUAUCAAAUUACUAUGAAACAAAAUAAUGCAGUUUUUGAGCUUUUCUAUUUUAACGGUGACUUCUAAAAUGGCACAUUAUAAAUUGUAACUGGAGAGGAAACAAAGGAGAAAUUUGUAUAUGUAAUAGGACUACAUGCUGUCCAAUUUUGAAAUAAUUGGAUGAAAAAAAUUCCGAGGACAGCCAAAAUUGGACGAGGCCGUAGGCCGAGUCCAAUUUGGCUGUCAGAGGAAUUUUUUGAAUUCAAUUAUUUCCAAAUUGGACAAGCAUGUAGUCCUCUUACUUAUUAAUUAUAUAGCUGGUUAGUUAAUCCAGAUUUUUUAGUAUGUCACAGACGCGAAACAUUGUACACUCGAACCCGCCAGUAGUGUAUUUGAAACAAAAACACACUGGUUAUUCUUUACAAAUAAACAAACGUAGAACUAGUAAGCUUAUUGCUCUUUCAUACUUUGGCAUUUGUAGUCAAGUGUACAUUUGAAAAAGCUCCUUCGAUGAUACGGCAAUGAUACGAUGGCACAGGUGAAAACCGCAAUUUCGAGUACAAAGCAACAAUGCAAAUGCUUAAGCUUAAUUUACAUACGAAAACUAUUGAAAUAAACAUUUCAUCAUGUUCAUUCAUUACCUCAAACGAUUCCUCGGCACAAACUUUGUCCGUUUGUUUUGUAAUGCCAACGUCUAAACACAACUAUCAGUGUUUUCUUAUUCUUGUCCAAAGUUUCAGUGCUUCUACAUUUUCAAGAAUCGUUGAUUGUUUCCAAUACAAACUUUCAUCAGUUAAGUCAUACAUUUUCCUUUUUAAAUGGCGCAGACAAGAAGCCAAAACAAAACAGCAGCCAACGAGCCGUCAGCGAACGAGACUUUUUUUGGCGCGUUGUCACAAGGACUUUGCGCUGAUUGGCUAGUUUGCAUUGCCUAUUGUAUUUUCUGGCAUUUGAUUGGCUCAGACCAGCUGUCCUAUUUUUCUUAAAUUGGACAGUUUGCCCAUUCGUAAAAGAAAGUCCUAUCUGAAACUAUCCAAAUUAAUCCUUAAUUGGACAGUUCGUAAAAAUUAAAGGAUAAUAGCUUUGUUGACAAUAUCAGAUAAACUAACAGCUAUAUAAUUAUCAUCGAUACACAACAAAUCAUCUGUUAAACUGGACAGGCAAAGUUUUGUGCUGAGAGCGAAUAUUUGUUAAAUGUGUUCUGUCUAGCGCAAGCACAUGUGUUGUCGACAGAAGCGGGAAAGGUUUCUCAUGUCUCGCGUUUUCACUAUUGAAAACAUCCUUGAAAUAUUGAAUUGAAGUUAAAGUGUAUUGAGAAUUAUUUCAUAUUCACUCUUUGGUAUGUUGGUAUUUAAUAAGAUAGAUCCACAAGUCAUAUCUCUAGGAGUGUGUAACAGGGUUAGAAGUCGAUCAUAAUAAUUUAACAAUAUGCCUGUUAAUUCAAAGAAAAAAUGUUUUGAAACCAUGUAAAGGUAUGCAGUGUUUUUUGUUCGGCAGCUACGAGAAAUAAAAUUUGCUACCAAACAACAGGAAAAGCCAUCUCAGCAGGGUUUAAAAUGCAAAAUUUUCAGGCUCAUUUUCAAGCUGUUUCCAGGAAAGGGCUUCACCCUUUCAAAAUAUUCCCCUGUUACUUUACACUAUUCUCCUGCUACUGCAAUUCUUAUUGAAACCCCUGUGAUAUUUCGGAACCAAUUUUUCCAUAUUUUAACAUCAUUUUAAGGAAAAUUUAACCUUUUCCCUUCUUUUGAUUUUGCUUAACGCGACCAAUAUUUUUAAUGGUUUUUUAGUCUGCCGUUUUGGCAAAUGAAGUCCUCAAACUUGAAUGGUUUAAAACAACAAGCAUUCCUGGUAUAUUUUAGGUGUUCGCAGUUUUCUCGGUUGCACUGUAAAUGGGGAAGGGGUCCGAGCAGGAAUUGACCAUGGGAAACAGGAAAUGAAAAAUGGGAACAAAGCAGAUAGUUGGAAAUGAAGUUGCUAACAUUUGCUGCUGGAGACGUUUCGCGAGGAGGAACAUCUGCAACUCAGCAACAGAAAUUCCCUGCUGAUGAUGUAAAUCAAUGUUUACAUAAUAAAUCCAGUAGUCUUGGGGUUCCAAAUGCAAAUUUGUUCAACUUAGGUUUCUCCAAGUCGAUUUUGAUAAAUAAUUGCGUUUAUCUGCAAAUGAGCUCCAACAAAACUCAAAUGCUUCUUCUAGAGAAGAAUGUUUUCCACAAAUAUUGACUGUUUUGUUAUUUUGCUUUUUUCUGUCAUUCAUAAACAAUAGCAAAAACAGGUUUUUUAUGAUGUAUUUUUAGUUUUUAUAUGAUGUAUAUAGUUUUCUUUUGCUUUUGUUUAUAGUUUCUAGGUAUCUUAGAUGUAACGCGCAUUUGAUCAUAUUCGAAUGUUAAUUUGCGCGCUAUAACAAUGUAACUACUCUGUUGUCCAAUAAGCGCUUAUGACUGGAUUCUGGACAGACUUUACAUCAUCAGCAUGGAACUUCUGUCGCUGAGGUGCAGACAUUCCUCCUCGCGAAACAUCCCCAGCAGCGAGGAGCAAGAAAAAAAUGGCUGUUUUUGAAGGCUAUUUUCAGGGUUUCUGAUUUUUCUUCUGGUCACAGAGCCACAACAACAUAGUUGAAAUUUAUCUCAGCUAAUGGGGCUGUUUACUUAUUGUAAACUCGCAAAUUUAUCUUGCAACUUUGUCACUGAAACAAGCAAACAACGUCCUGAAACUACCAGGCACGGAUUAUGUUGCGAAAAACUGGGCAGUAGCCAUGAUGUUAAAGGCUUUGCCAUUGGUUCAUUUCUGGAGUGUAUUGUUGUUGAAAGAGCAAAAUAAUGAUGACGUCUGUUAAAAAGACGUUAAAAGGGCUGGUCUGAUCAGUGCAAAACUGAUUGAUUUCUAGCAAAAUUUGCCUGAAAAUUCCCACAAAAUUGGCCGUUUUUUACCAAUUGCUUUUCAGCGAAGUUUGCCCGGAAAUUCCCUGCGAAAUAUCCUGUGAAAUCGGCCAAUUUCUGCGAAUUUGUCCCUCAUAAUCCCUCGAAAUGUGACUUUUUUUCUGUGACCUAUCAGAAACUUGUAUUAUUGCCAGGGCCAGGGUUUAAUUAAGGUUUUGCUCCCAUUUUUCACUUUCCUGUUCCCUGCACUCGUUCCCUGCUCUCCGUUUCCUGUUUUAGUACUGCACUAAAAAUAAAUGUAUCAAAUUCAACUGAGUCUAGUAUGUUGUAGCCUGCGAGAGCAUCCAGUUUUUUUCGACUCAAGUUUCUAGUUUCACCUGCCGAGAGAAGGGCGGCCGGAUGCUCUGGCGGGCUAAGUAUGUUGCUCUGUCUUGUGAACAUGAACAUAAUUUUUUUGUUCUAUCAAUCAUGGAAAGCUGAAUGCAUGAAUGUUAAUAUUCUCCCUCAAAUCACUGGUGAUGGCCCUUCUUAGCUUCUCUAUUUCAAAAGUUUUCCAGGGUUGCAUGGCCCCAGACCCUAUUUGAGGAAAGGGGAACUUCUGCCAGGUGCUAACAUUAUAUAGCCAACUGCUUUAAAUCUUACUGAAGGAACUGCCAGAUGCGUACCUGUAGGCAAUUCUUUUUUAUGAAAAACAGUUACUGAUACUAGAGAAGACCUCUGAGCUCGCUCAGAACAGAUGCUUCCGCUAGCACUCUGCGUGAUCGCUAUUGUAUCUGAUGUGAGACUAGUUUAGAUCAUUUUUUUUGUUGACAAAUGGGAGACAAAGUAAAUGCAUUAAGAAAAGAAAACGGUGAUUGAAAGAGACAACUGUACCAGUAGUGUCUGUAGUCAUAACUGUGUUGUCAUUGUUACUACUUGCAUUAGUUCAUCAGUAGUCUCAGUUUUAGUUUAUUGGGUCUCUAGUCACUUUUAGUUGUAUUUAUUUCCUGAAAACAUGACACGCCUAGAUUAGCAUAGCUACUCCAGGGCAUGUAAAUAAUUGUAUGUCAAUCUUAAAAACAAAUAAAACGCAUGUGAUGUAUGUAAAAAAGUGUUUGUAUAAUUGUAUUCUGAAUCUGUUCCUCAUGUUAAUCAAAUUAAUACUAAAAUUAUAUGCUUAGCAAUUUACUAAUAAAUUUUUUCAUUAAAGAAAUACAAAAGAAACAAAGAAACAAAUGUAUUAGAACACUCAUGCAGUUGAAUUUGUCCUUUAAUUCUUAAGCUCAAAAAUUCAAAAUAAAGCUUGCUAAUGGUGUAUACUGUUACAUCUCAUUAAAAUCAUGAUUGCCUGCUUUGUCUUUAUAGAUAAAUAAAUUGAUGCCAAAAGGUCUAUUAAAAUAGAGCCCUCAUGACAAAUAUUUUUAUUUGGAACAUUAUUAUUGAUUAUCGGUGUGUAACUUUCAGUCAUUGUUUUGUGUACAACUUAGAUGAUCCAAGAGCCAAGAUCUUUGUUGGAAAUCUUGACUGGAAAACUAAAGAAGGUAAAGACUUAAUGUUCAAUAUUAAUCAUAAAUAAUUAUAAUCUUUGUGGUAUUUUGCAUGGGCAUAAUGUAGAGAUGACCAAGAUUCAUCCACGCAAUUGCAUGCAUUUCCAUAGCAUCAAAAAAUAAUUUUAUAUCAUUCAGGCCGUUUUAUUUGUUUGUUACUGUUGGAAUUGCCAUAGGAGAUUUUAGAUGAUUCUCUUUUGUUGCAGUGGAAGAAACACGACUGUGUUUUGGUUUAGUCAAGGUAGAAGUAAAAUGGAUCAGGAGCAGAAAAAUAAAACCUCUGAGACCAAAAAUUUUUAAUGAAGGAAAAGUUAUCAUAGAGAUACUAAAAAGCCCUACUGUUUUUAAAGUCUUUUAACUUCCAACAUUCUCCACCAGAAUUCUACAUUUGUCUGUAAAUUACCCAAAUUCACUGUUUUUAUUACAGUAAUAAGAUCAUAACCAUCCUUCACACCAAGAUAUACCCAAACACCUGGCCCAAUGAGUUUCAACAUUUCACUGUACAAUAAUUGCACCAUGUUUGUCAUUUGUCAUGUUUUUUAAUGUGCAACAGGCACAGAUCCACGCAUGUUUUACAGAAAUCCAUCAGAUUUUUCAUAAUACAGUGUUUAACAAUAAUACGUGAAAAACUUCCCAAGUUGAAAUUUGAAAAAUGGUUUAGAUAAACAGUUUUUUUUUCCAAUUUCCAGGGAUCAGAUGCCCCCCAGUGACUCAGAAACUCAGGAAAGGGGACUUCAGGGAGUUAAAAUCCAAAACAAUUCCUGGGCCCAGAGUAUGCCCUACAAUCCCGUAGAGGCUUGUGCCUUCAGCCCUUGUUUAGAAAAUCAGUCAGUAUUUAUCCUAGAUCUGCGCCUGUGCAACCCUCAUGCACAUCUACUGUUGUCCCACAAAAAUGUCCAUACUGACUCCCCAGCCCUUAAAUUCUACCUUAGCUUCAGACUUUCCUUUAAAAACGUUGGCCUUUUAAGACCACCACUCACCUCGUCUCCUCCCCACCCCACCCCACCCCACCAUUGGAAUUUCCAAUGAUCCUCUAUGGGACAGUUUUGGACAAUCGCUGAGUAUAAUACUCAGUUUUAAACAUCCAUUUCCUUCCAAUAAUUUUACCAGACUGAGUUUAUCUUUAUUGUUGAUGUUAUAUGUGGCCAUCAUGGACAGGUUAUUUAUUUUGAGACAUGGAAUGGAAUUUGCCAUAUGCAGUCACAAAGAAAUGCUGAUUUUUAUUUUAAUAUGUGGUUCACUGACCUUCACUUGACAAAGUGUUUCAGUCUCAGUUUGUAGAAUGGAGUCCAUAAUAAAUUAUUAUUUAUGACUUCACUGUGAUGCAGAAUGCAUGACAUGGCUAAGAGUCAAACCUAAAGAACAGUCCUUUUUUGAUAAGCUAUUUUAACUUGUAAUUACAUUAGUAAGGAAAUCAGUAGCUCUUUGAAUUACUUUUCAGUGACCCUGGCAGAAUAUUUUUCCACCUUUGGUGAAAUAGAAGCUGUCAGAGUAAGUUUUGUUGUUUUUGUUUUUUUGUUUGCUUGCUUGUUUUUUUUAAAGAAACAUUAGUAAACUUUCAAUCUGUGGACAAUCCUUAAUAAUUACACCAUUCAAAUGAAAUGUUUUCAGCAGAGCUUUGUAUUUUCUAGCAUUUUACAAAAAAACUUGACUUUGUGUGUAAUUUUUUUCUCUGGCCUUUAUUUCAUUUGUACGGUGGCCCACAACGGCAAUACACAAAUAUAUAUUAUAUUACUGCCUUCUAUAUCUUAGUACACAAACAUAUUCAUUGACUGUGCAAGUAUAUUUACCAGUACAAUAAAAUAUACACCAGUACAACAAUAUGUAUCCCAGUAAAGAAGUAUAAAUUUCAGUACAAAAAUAAAAGUUUCGGUACAGAAAAAUAUUUUUUAAAAACUUUGGAAAAAAUCGUUAGGUACUUUAUAUAUGAUUAUUACUAUGUACCUAAAUAUAUACAUGUACUAGGGUAUCUAAGAGAUAGUAAUGCUGCGGCACAUUCUGUUGAUACUGGCAUUAGUUAGGCAGUGAGACUUAAAAGAAUCGAAAAUGACAUUGAAUGUCCUAUUCACAUGUUGGAAAGUACUAGAAUAAUUACUAUCAGUCUAUAGAAAGAACUUGUGGGAAGUUGUUUAGAAAAUGAUCAAGUAGUUACAACUCUGGUUUUCCCACCGUAAAUUUUAGGAAGUAAUAGAAAUUCAGAUUGUUUAUCCAUAUAUUUAGUAUAUGGUGCACGAUAUUUUCUCUGGAAACACAAUACUUUUCUUGCUGUUUGUUGCACUUUAUUAAGUAACAGUUAUUUAGCUAUAUAUUUAUAGAAAACAGCAAUACAAAAAACAGAAAAACAAAGAAAGAAGAAACAAAGAGUUGGGUGGGACUCGAACCCUGCACCUUCAGCUUGACGCGACUACACUUAACCACUGCACCACGGAAACUGAUUACGUAAUCUUCAGGAAAAGUCUUUCAUUUUAUUCCUUUUCUAUGAAACUUCCGCCGGCAAGAUGAUUGCCAGCCGCAUCAACUGAGCUAUUAACAGUGAAAAAAAAAAAAUGUAAACGCAUAUUCCAUGGCAAUGAAUGAAAGAAAAAACAAUUAUGUUUUUCAAAACGCCGAUACACGUCCUCAUCUGCAAAGUAGGACACAAAACAUAUGUUUUGUUAUCUCGAUUUCCGCUGUUAUUUUGAAGCGAAUGGUCAAAAUCUCAUCCACUUUCGGCUCAAACAGUUUCUUAGGAAUAGCACUGCAUGACAUUUUCUCACUUUCUUAUCACCUUCUAGCAAACUGGAAUUUGUAUAUCCCCCCGUGUUGCGGAGUCGAAGAGCAAAUGCUCAUCUUCUCGUCAGGUUUAACACCUGGACGAGUCAAAGGGUCUUGAAUUGAAAUCCAAUCCCCAAGUUAACCAUCAUACUCAUCUGAAAGACUCCUGCGUGCCUUAAAAUUUGGUGAGACCUCUAACCGUGCUGUAGAAAAUUUGCCACAAAGAAAACUCUAAGUCUGAGCCGGCGAACGAUGCACUCUCUCACCCACCGAACUUCCCCGUGUUUUUAUUUGAGUUGUUCGUGGCGCAAUGCACUCUGGUUAAAUGCAAUGCAUUGUGGUAAAAAGUGAAGUGUGGUUAAAUGCAAUGCAUUGUGGUAAAAAGUGAUGAAUUCGAGAAUUCGUCGCCCCUUAUAUAUUUCCUUUAAUUCCUGAUUAUGUUGCUGCUCGCUCCCUUCGGUCGCUCCGCAGCAAUAAUACCAUUCACCUCUAUACAUCACCAUAUACCUCUUUUCAUCACCAUACACCCCUAUACACCACCAUAUGUCCAUGUACAACACCAUGCACCUCUAUACCUCGCGAUAUACCUCUAUACAUCGCCAUACACCCCUAUACAUCACCACACAUCCAUGUAUAACACCAUACACCCCAAAACAUCACCAUACACCUAUGUCAGCACCCAUGUAUUAUACCAUGCACCUCUAUACAUCACCAUAUACCUCUUUUCAUCACCAUACACCUCUAUAUAUCACCAUACACCCAUGUAUAAAACCAUGAACCCCUAUACAUCACCAUAUACCUCUAUACAACAUCUUACACCCCUAUUCAUAACCAUACACUUGUAUACAAUGGUCAUGUGUAUAGGUCUAUGGUUAUGUAUGGGGGUGUAAGGUGAUGUAUAGAGGUAUAUGACGAUGUAUAGAGGUGCAUGGUAUUAUAAAUGGGUGUUUGGUGAGGUAUAGAGGUGCAUGGUGUUAUACAUGGAUGUAUGAUGAUGUAUAGGGGUGUGUGGUGAUGUAUAGAGGUAUAUGGUGAAGUAUAGAGGUGUAUGUCGUUAUAAAUGGGUGUAUGUUUAGUGGUAUUUGGUGAGGUGUAGCGGUGCACGGUGUUGGAUGGUGAUGCAUGGGGUUGUAUAGAGGUGAAUGGUUGUGUUUAGUCGAGACAAUCUAUAACAAUGAAAUAUAUAAGGUUUGUUUAGGUACACUAUAAUAAGCAUAUGUUUAGGUACAUGGUAAUAAUCAUAUAUCAAGUACCUACCGAUUUCUCCAAUUUUUCUUUUGUAAUUUUUCUGCACCGAAAUUUUUAUUUUUGUACUGGGAAAAAUAUUGUUGUACUGCUGUAUAAAUGAAUGAAGAAUAUAGUCGCACAACCGAAGAAUAUGUUUGUUCUGGAACUUAUGUUUUUUUACUAAGAGAUUGAUAUUUUUUUUUCACUGGAGCUGUUAUGUGGUGUACUAAGAACUGGAGAUAUCUUUCCGUACUGGAGUUUAUAUUUUUGUACUGAAAUUAACAUUUCUGUACUGGGACACAUAUUGUUGUACUGGUGUAUAUUUUAUUGUACUGGUAAAUAUACUCACACAGCCAAUAGAUAUGUUUGUGUACUAAGAUAUAGAAUGCAGUAAUAUGAUAUAUAUAUAUUUGUGUAUUGCCGUUGUGGGCCACCGUACAUUUGCAAUGAAAGGUUCAUAAAUAAUGUUUAUGGUGCAGUUAUUUUUUUAUCUCAGGUAAUUUUUAUUUUUAUUUUUGUUUCAACUUCUUUAGCAUACAUUACCAUACCCAAAAACAAAAGAAAAAUAAAAAUUACCUGAGAUAAAAAAUUAACUACAACAUUUACACAUACAUCUGCAUGUAAACACCACAAAAAAAAAUAUAAAUGAUUACCAUUUGAACAUACAGUACACUUAAAUCUUUUCUUGACUAGACAGAAAAAUGUUGCAUGUAUUGUUAUUAUUGUUACUAUUAUUGUCACCAUUGAAAGUGAAGAAUGACUAUUAUUAUUUUUAGUGGAAAUAAUACACAUUCAUUUCCUAAUAGUAUAAUGUUAUAUAUUUUGGUUAAAUUUUAUCUGGUCUGUACUAGAUAUUCAUUUUAACUCGUUGACCAAAUUAUAGUACAAUUUUGUUUUGAUUAACUUUGUAACAAUUUAGGUAGUCAAGGAUCAUGAAACUGGUACCUCACGAGGAUUUGCCUUCAUUACAUUCUCUGAAGCUGAAUCAGGUAAAUGGCACUAAACUGCAAUUCAAACUAUACAUGGAUAAUUUUAUACUACCAUUCAUCAGAACACAUCCUAAUCUGGUAUCCCUGUGGUACAAAGGCAGAAAUUUUUGAGCUAUCACAGGUGACUACUGAUUUGUCGCCCCUAUUAAGUUUAUCAGGUGCUUCUCUGCUGCAGGAAAUUGGACUCCUUUGGACUUGUUUGAUGUCAUGAUUGUAGAAUAAGACGAAUACGGAUCCAUAAUCAAUGAUUAUUACUAGUCAAUAUAGUCAAAUAUGAUUGUGGCUUUUACUUAACAAUCAUAAAUGUUGCUUGUACUUUUAGUGUUUUCAACUGUCUUUACAGUGCACCCCUCUAUAAACAGUGUAGGUUAACAUGGAGAUUUUGUAAGAACAAUAGUCUUUUCAAGAAAGGAAAACCAAUUUUGAUAUAAAAUCUGGUUCCUGCAGCUGUUCAAAAGGUGCAAAGUGCUAUCCACUGAGUAAAUCUUUGUUUAGUGGAUAACACUUGGUUUCCCCAACACUUAUGUGCUGGCUGGUGAUCAUUAAUCCAGUAGAUAGUACUAUCCAAAACAUGAAAAACCAGGGACUGAUCAAUACACUCCACCUACAUCAACCUAAACUGUGAGUAGUCCCCAUUUUCCCUCAGGCCAUGGAUAGUAGAGCAAGCAAAAUGCGUGUGUGCAUAAAAAUCACCCCACAUGAGAAAAGCGAGACAGGGUGGGGAGAUCAAGAGAGAGACCUAAUUUUUCUCUCUCCCCAUUGCGUCUUGCCUUUCUUGCGUGGGGUGAUUUUCACUCGCGCUUGCAUUUCGCUCGCUCAAUUACUAUCCCAGAGGAAAAAUGGGGAGUACUUGUAGUCUAAUGUAACCAUGCUAACAUGGACUACAUUCAUGAAAAUUAGCAUACUUGUGCUGCGAUUAAGUUCAAUUUAUUAUCUUAACACAUGUUAUGACCGGCCACUCAUAGAAAUCAAAUUAACUCUCUUAAGCUCUUUGGACCAAGUUGAGUUUCAUAGGCAGAGCGAGUGCUGUUCAUGUGUGACUUUUCAGCCCCUCCAUAAAGCAGCAAAUUGUAAGUAAUAUCUUUGAUACAUUUUGCUUUGUUCUUGCAGCAGCAAAGUGUAAAUCCUGGUGUGCUUAUAACCAACUGGUGAGUGAGUUCACAAUAUCAUAGCAUGCUUCUAGUUUGCAAUAGUAGUUUGUUCAUCAUUUGCGCUUUUGUUUGGCAGAAAAUUGAUGACAGAAAUGUUACUGUAAGAACAGCAGAGCGGCGACAGGUAAAUUUAACUAGUCAGACUUGAGAUGAAAUUUCCCUUUUUUGCGUUGCGUUGUUUGUUUCCUGAAAUAGUCCAUUUUCGAGUCCGCUAUGACCGCUGAAUUAAAGAAGUGAAGACACAUUGUUUACAGGCUUAGCCUCCAUCUGAAGUAAUAUAUUCACAAAUUCCAACGAGAAAAAGACCUUUUUAUUUCUCUGUCUAUUGUGUAUAUUCAAAUUUCAAACACUUACGUGGCAGAAUUUCUGAAUGUUUUACUUUAUGUCAAGGUUAACCCUGUAUAAAAGUGUCGUUUAUGUUUGUAUUCAGCGGUAAUUUUUAAUUCGAAACUGGACUAUUAUGUACAACACUUUACUCUUUGGGCUUGAACAAAUUGAGGGCAAAUCCCAUGUUGACCUUUGGAUGAGCAGUUGUCACAUUUUGCUUGCUCGAGGUCACUCACAGAAUGCAUCUCUCAGUAAAGGAUUUAGUAAAUAGAAGAUGACGUACUGGCUCUUGCCCACUCGGCAAGUGAGUAUGAAAGUUACAGUACUUGCCCAGCCGAAAAAUCUAGGGUGCUUACCAUUUACACAAGCCAUCCAGGUGGAAAUCUUGUGUAUAAACAUCAAACUAUAAAAUCGGACGUGAUGGGAGAAUGACCCGCUACAAAGUAGAUCAAAAUAUUAAAAGUUGAACAGACUAAAAAGAGUGGAAAAAUUGCAUUGCCUGAAAUCACAGCCCUUAUUUUCUGAAGCGUCCCAAACGAAAUGGUGUGAACCAUUUGAUUUCCAACAGGAAUUUCUGGUUUUCCCAUGUAAAUGGUACAUGUAAGUACCCCAUAGUUGUCCCAGAUUACUUGACCGGACUUUUAUGAGCCUUGAUACCUAUAGGUUUUGUUCUCAAAUUUUCUGUAUAUCUGCAUUGUAAAUGUAGAUCAGUACUAGCCUUUUAUAAUAUUUACAGGUUUUCUCUGAUUUGUUAAUUUGCUUGUAGCGUUGAUGAACUAAUAAAACUGUAUUUAACUGUCACAAUUAAGUUGUAACAGGAACAAACUCCCUUUGGAUCCCUCCCUGACCAAAAAAUCUUUUAAAUUUUUUUUAUUAUAAAUAACAGGAAAAUUGUGCUAAGAUGAAACCCUGUGGGUUAUUAUUGCAUAGAUGUAUUUUAUUGAUUAUUAAUAUUUCAUCUCUAGGUAUUCAUAAAAUGCUGUUACAUGCUGCAGGGCUGUCACUAAGGGGCCGGGGGCCAGGGGUUUCCGUCGGCUACUAUGAGCACGACCCUCGGCUAUUUGCUUAGGAAACAGGGAUAAGAAUUAAAUAUCUCCCUGGCUGUUCAGUUCCCCACCUACUAACUGCAUAUACCCGGCAACAUGAAAUCUUUGUGACAGCCCUGAUGCUGGCAUUGGCCUGCAGAUGAAGUUAACUCAUGCAGUCUGUAGUCACGAGCCUUUCUUUCAGAUCAGUUAGGCAUAACCUGCUUUGAAAACUUCAGAAUGAUACUUGAUGUUGUGUUUAUAGCCUCAACAUGUACAGGAAGAAAAGAAAAGAAAAGGUGUUGAUGACAACAAUCCAACUCUUUACUGGGAAUAUAAAUGGGCUGAAGAUGAUAAUGCGGAGGUAAUUUAUGAAACAUUUUAAUCAUUUUACUUAUUUUUAACGACAUGAUCAUAUAUGACCAUUUGUAAGUGGUCUUCCGAGCCACGUGAAGAUCUAGCCGUGUACAGCCAGGGCAAAGGAGGAACUUUCAUUUCUCAGUUAUUUUAAGACCCUCAAUAAACCCUGGCCUCCCGUUCUGCAGAUCAGAAUUGAUCUGAUCAUGUGGAGUAUAACGGGGCUGAAGAUGAUAAUGCAGAGUUAUUUUAUGAAAAAUUUUACUCGUAAUUAAUAUUUAAUCCAACGAUAGGAUCAUAUCAGUAAUUAAAAAAUAUAAUGGAGGACAAGAGGGUUGUGUAAACGUUGUAGCGUUGUAAAAUAGAAUAUAACGUAAAGAUUACACGCCAUUUAUGUUCUCGACGUCAUUUUACAGGUGUAUGGACCGUAUGAGACCAGCUUGAUGUUGCAGUGGUCAAAAGCUGUGAGUACACUUUAAUUUUUCGCCUGUUAUCCAACGCCCGCCAUAAUGUUGUGUUGAUGGCACACAGACAGACAGAAAAACUGACAGAUUGAUUGAUUCACUUUUAUUUGAAUAUGGUAAUUUCAUUUAGUUACAAAACUUGUUUACCUGAAAGCCGUAUUGAAACAGAUGUAAAUACUAAUUUAGAUGAAGAUAUGAUCAUCUCAGUGGCAAUUGAAAUUUAGGCAAUUGCAAGUUAACCUGAAAAACAAAUUUCGGGAUUUCAACAGCAGUCGAACCCAUGGCAGCGUACAAAGAAAGUAGUGUCCAAUAGCCCGGGGCUAGUGGAUUCUGUUUUUAACUUGCCUGACGGGCAAGUGAUGUUUUUUGAAGAAUUCGAAUUACAGAAGAACUGUGAAAUCAGUUGAUUGGGGCUAGUUGAAAUGAUGUCUGGGCUAGUAAAUGCUAGCUUCAGCUUGCCCGAAUGGCAAACUGUAAAAAUGAUCUUCUUUGCACCCUGCAUGGCCUCUGUGUUGCAAUGCUCUACUAACUGAGCUAUGAGGACCCAUACAUUAAGAGCUCUUCAUUCUGUUUCAUUCCUUUCACGGGUUAUGAUGAACUCCACAAAUUGGCCUGCUCCCAAUAGAUGGGCCUUCAUAGCUCAGUUGGUAGAGCACUGCAGCGCUAACGCAUAGGCCUUGGGUUCGAAUCCCGUUGAAGCCCCGAAUUUUUGUGGGGUUAAUUUGGAAUUGCUUAAAUUACAAUUACCACUAUGACGAUCAUGUCUUCAUUUAAAUUUGUAUUUCCGCCGUUCACAUCAUCCUCGAAGUAAAUACUUUAGAAUUACUCUAAAAACAAUAUGUACAGGUGAUUUUUUCUUUUAAAAAAAGCUUUAUAUUCGGAUCCCCUUUGGUCAGUUACCGUAAAUCCUCUAUUAAGCUCCCCCCCUCAAAUAAGCCCCCCCCCCCCCCCCUUUCUCCGCCGGACAAAAAAUAAAACCCCCCCCCCCCCCCCUAUUUUUUUUUCCCAUAAAGUGCUAAACCUUCAUAAUACAAAUCAACUUUCAAAUAUUCUGUUAACUUAUUCUGGAGGGAUGGUAUACUCUCUUAUAUCUCUCAUCUGUAACCUUUAUUUUCGGACCCCCUUGGGUAAGUUCCCGUAAACCCUCCAUUAGGCCCCCCCCCCCAAAUAAGCCCCCCCCCCACCUUUUUCAGGGGAGGAAAGUAAAUAAGCCCCCUCCCCUCCCCCUUGUUAUUUUUCACUAACAAGUGAUAGACUGUAUUAAUCAAUCACGACUUUAAAACUUCGUGUGGACUGAUCCGGGAUGGUUCAUUUACCAACUUGAAGUUCGGAUUCGUUUUUGAUUCUCAGCCACAUGACCUCUAACUUCUUGUACUUGAGCUUUUCCACUUUGUAUUCUAGUUCUCUACGGAGAACUAAUACCAUCGUCUGGGUUAAAUGAAUAAGCCCCCCGUCUCUAUUAAGCACUCUUCAAAUGUGUUUGAAAUAAUACAGGAUUUACGGUAGUAUGAAUUCCACAGCAUGAGAAAGAUCCUUUAUAAUAUUCUGUCUUUGGAAUAUGAUCCAGUGCAACAUUAUAAUAUGUGUUUUUUAGCUUCGACUAAUAAUAAGUAAGACUAAUAACAAGCAACUAGGUAAAUUUCGAUUUACUUUAUCAUACUUUAAUAGGCUUAAAUGCCUUUGCCAUCUUGGGGCAAGCUCCUCCCAGGUUGACUGAUUUCGUAUUUCUGCUGAACACACAACGUAACCUUGGAAGGUUAUUAUGCUUACAGCACGAUCAGAGCAGUAAUUGCACAAUCAAAUCUCAAUUGUUUUCUCAGACUUUGUUAAAAGUCAUCUUCAAAUGUAGAUCUACCUGUAACGAAAACGCUGUUUCAAUUUCUGUACAGAAUGUUAGGGCCUUCAUCCGCUUUUUAUUUAUAUUUUAUCUCAGGGCUAUUUUGACGCAGGAUGCUGGGUACGACGAAGCGAGACAAAUAAAAGUGGCGAGGAGAAAAAUGAACCUAACAUGGGAAGGCUGGUGGAUCAGUGUUACUCGGACUCAAGCGACUCAGAGGAUGAAGAUACGACUGAGGGGGACCACCCAGGGAAUAUUUUUGUACAUGUGUCUGAGAUUGACUUCUCAAUCUUUCCCUAGACGUACACGUUAUAAUUCAAGAUACUUUGUCUCAGAUUCAUGACUUCCAAAAAGGUAUCUGCAAGAGACUGACAACUGAAAUCGGAUCCCUAAAAGCAAGGAAUCUAGCGCAACAUAUUUGUGUUCGCGUAAACACACUCUUUUGAGCUGGAACAUGGACAGAUCAGCAAAGUAACCCCCACGCCCCAGAUCCAAGAGCUACGAACAAGAAUACGGACAGAAUCGAGUCCUUCGAAAGCGAUAGCACAUAGAAAAGAAACUCCGGUUGAAGAUCUCUCUCACUUCAGCUGGCAGUGUUUUGGCACUGACACUUAAAAAAGUGCUGCGUCAAAUGUAACUACACUGUAACAAGUUAAAUCUACUGACUGCUUCCACCUAAAAAUGACAAUAGAACAUCUUCGAACGUAACUGCUAUGAACCAUUUUUACAUAGUGCACUUGCAGGAUUUGAUGGUUACUUUCGUUGAAGUAACGUGGGAAUAAUUUCUGGUAGGUUUAAUAUUGUCCUGGCAGUUAUUUCAAGAGAACUAAGAAGGCAAUGUUCAAUUAUAAAAAUCGUAUUAAAUGUAGCAGUUUACAUUGCUGAUGAUGUUAUUUGUAGUGCAGCAGUCACUCUGUGUCCGUAUUUUUCACUAGGUUUUCUCCUUUCCCUACUGGAUUAUUGUGUUAUUUGUUCCAGUCGCAGGGGCGGAUCUAGGGGGAGGGUGCAGGGGGUGCACCCUCCCCCCCUGAGAUGACCUGCGGUUUUCUAAUACAACUGGUAUUCUGCAAAAAAAAAAAAAAAAAAAAGGGGGAUGUGCGUAUUUUUCGCUGGGUUUGUUCCUUUCCCUUCUUGAUUAUUGUGUUUUUUGUUCCAGGCGCAGGGGCGGAUCUAGGGGGAGGGUGCAGGGGGUGCACCCGCCCCCCCUUAGAUGACCUGCGGUUUUCUAAUACAACUGGUAUUCUGCAAAAAAAAAAAAAAAAACUAGGUGGUUUAUUGGUGUUGAAGUAGAGCAAGAGACGAGUGCACCCCCUCCUAAAAAAAAUCCUGGAUCCGCCCCUGAGUCGAGUGGAUACAGAAUCUCGAACAAAUGUCGUAAAAUUUGUUUGAUGUCUACAUGCAUGCAAACGAAAGUGUGAGAUACUCAGUAAUACAGUACUUCCAGUAAGAGGAUCUUGAUGAGCUUAAUUCUUACUCGUAUGCUAGUAAAUGGAAAUUUGCUAAAAAUGUGAACUUUAUUGUUUUCCUUAAGUGUGGCUAAGGAUUUAGAAUGAAAAUGGGUCGACGAUGUUGACAUGCCGUCAGAGAUAUGAGCGUUAUUAUGAAGCCUUCAAAGACAAAAUGCAAAACAGGGAAGGUAAUUUGCAAUUUGGCGAACACGAAAUUUUUCUGCUAUUGAUUAUCAGUGACCAAAGGCUCUUGAUAUCGCAGGAGUUAAAUCGAUUAUUGAAUAGUUCUUCUUUCCUCAACCAGAAGAAUUGCCUAUCGCGCGAAACGGCAAUUCGAUCUUUGUUGUCUUGAGAUGGAUCACGGCAAAUCUGAGAAGAGCCUUCAUAAAAGGAAGUGCUUGUCUGACCUGUUGUCUCCACACUUGGUCAUUUUUGUGGGUGUUGUGUUGGCUGCCACGUGCGUUACUUUGGUGGUCUUGAAUGUUCGAAUGAAUCGACGUAUUUCUGCGUUCAACGACACUUUAGAGGAGCUGCGUCGAGAAGGCAAGAAAGCCUCUACUGUUAACGAUUCUGCUACGGUGUCUUCUAGAUUGGGCACUAGAGGAAAGAGGGCAAUUUCAAACACAACUCCCGGUCAGAAAUCAGAUGUUGAAAAGCGAUUGAAGGCUGUGGAAGAAAGGUGAGUUAAUGAUAAUCUGAAGUUAAACGCUCCCUAAUCUUAGCAUUAGAUAUCGAUGAGUCAGUUUUCGUAGAGAAUAGCUUGGAAAUCAGGAUGAUUUUAAUAGUAUGACCAUUAAGGGGAGAGGGUCAGUGUGCCUUUUUUUGCCUUAACAGACUCUAAAUUUACGCGGUAAAGAGUUAAGUGAACUUAUGAAGAGAAAGGUAAAAUAAUUAAGGCUAGGAAAAGAAAAGAAAACUAAAACGUUGGUUCCUCGAAGUUUUCUGUCAAGAUGUCGUUAACAAAUUGGGUUGGACGACCGCCUGGCCCUCAAUUACUAAUAAACAGUGGCGCUUCGCUAGAGUCGUCACAAUAUAAUGACCUGCUAGCAAGCUCUGUUUUGUUAAACAAAGAAUUGCAACUGAGAAACUUAAAAUUCUCAUUUUAUAUAAAAUUAUGCCAGAAAUAUCACUAUGCCACUGAUAAAAAGCACGUAAAUUGGAUUUAUAAAAUUUGAUUUCAAACAUCCGCUGCCUCUUCACCUUCAAUGUUAUCAAGUUAACUUUUUUGGCAUAGAGCUUUGUUCGCAAGAGCCCGGUGGGAGUAUUCCUGGGAAAUCCUGGUAGGGGUGUGCCGCCCGUUUCUCCAAGUCCUGACCCUAUUUCAGACCAAAGAAAAAAUGUUAUUUUCCGCACCCGUCUUCACACCUUGCGUCUAAAAUCCAUACCUAUUUCCAGACCUAGCCUUUAGGCACAAAUAAUGUCAUCAUUACUUAGAUUAGAACCCUAACAAAAAGAUUUCUUUAAGUCCGUUUCGAAUUCGCAUAUUUCUUUUCCUUUCUUAUUCAUUUGGAAUUGAAACGACAAUACCUUCAUACACUCCCGUUAUUCCCACGAAAACCAUACCCGAUUCGAGACCAAAAUGGUAUACAGACCGACCGAAACGGCGCACUCUUUGGGGCGGCACAAACAUAUAUGGCUUAUAUAAGGGAGUAACACCCCCCACCCGCACCCCUUGCGGCGGUGCAGGAGAAGUAACGACAUCGAUAUGAGAACGGCAAGUUAAUAAUAACAAUAUAUACAAGAAAAACACCGUGUAUGCCUCAGGUAUGACUGGAUCUCGGAACGUAAGGUCUUACUGAUAUUAACGCAAAAUCAGUCGAAGCCUGAAAAUCAGCGAAAAACGUGAAGACGUGCAUGACAUGAUUCUGAAAAUGAAAACCGAAAAAUCGCGGUUCUCAAUGAUCGAAAAGGGCAACACACCUUGUUUGUGGCCAUAGAUUUACAGACUUUUUGUUGUAACUAAUUUGAAACUUCGAAAAUGUUGUAUCCUUCUAGACUGUACCAACUAUGACCAAAAAAAAAUUUAAAUGCCUUUUAUUGAGACGCAAAACAGAACUGUAACAAAACCGCGAAAAUUAACAUUAACCGCUAAGGAAAUUAAUUAAAACUGAAAAACCGCAAAGAUCAAGAGCUUAGGACUGCAAAACUGAAAAAUCCAACUCUCAAUUAACUUUUUUUCUUUCAGGGUCGGAGAGCUAUUUAACAGGUCGGAAUUUUUUUCCAGCAAAUUGAGGGUCCGAAAGCGCUUUUCCUACAUAAUUCGAGGUAUUGUGAUUCACAUGUAGCGUUAAAAAAGUUGGGAUUCUUUCUGGUCUUUUGAGGGCCCUGAUGUUCGUAAAAUGGUAACUGGGAUUUGCCAAAAGAUAUGAUUUCCUGGAUUUGCUUAUUUUUUUGACUGGAAAAAUGAAGUUGAGUUCACUAGGACUAGGAUUGGUUUGUUUGUUUGUUUGCCUCUGCCCACUGGGACAAACUAUAGGGACAGUAAGAUCAGAAAAAAAGUAAGCCUGGGAAUAUGGGAUUUGUCAUAUCAACUACAAAGAAAAUGGAAGAAAAUUUAGCUUUCCUUGAGACUUGAUCCAAUACUGUGUUGCGUUUUUUCAAGGCAUGUGAAUAACUUAACUUUAAAUUUCGUUUCAUUACAGGACGGGACGGCCGCGAUGGAAAGGAUGGCCCAGCAGGUCCACCAGGAUUGCCUGGAAAACCAGGGAUACCAGGCAACCCUGGAUUACCUGGUGUUGGGUCCCCUGGGAAAGCUGGGCCGCCUGGUAAGGAAGGUCCACCUGGCAAAUCUGGUGCAAAAGGUACUCAUCUUUGAUUAACUUUAUAUUUCUUUAACAGAGAGAAAAUGAGCAGUAAAUGUUAUCUUCACAGGGUUUAUCUAGGCAAGAACAAUUGAAGGAGACAUUUCCCAAAAAUCUUUCAACCUUGUAUUUCUUACUACUCACAGGAGAUGCUGGUAAGCCGGGCGUUAACAGACCUUUUCCAGGCCCUCCAGGUCCCAAAGGAGAGAGAGGUUCUGCUGGAAGUCCUGGGUUGAAAGGGCCUCAAGGACCAAAAGGCGAAAAGGGAAAGGAAGGAGCUGGGAAGUCUGGAGUGAAAUAUGUUCGUUGGGGAAGGACCACUUGUCCAGGAGGUGCUGAGGUGGUUUACAAAGGUAUGUCGACUCAGUCUUUUACAUAUUAAAACAUUUUUCUUUACGAUCUGAUUCAUGAAAAAUAAAAAGAUAAAUAAAUAAAUAAAUAAACAAUUUUUUUUCUCCACAGUUAUGCUUCAAAUUAAUUCUGCCAUUGUGCUUAAUACUUUGUAGGUAGAAUUGGUGGAGAACGUCACAAUCAUCAAGGUGGUGGAGCUAACUACCUUUGCCUUCCACACAAUCCCAAGUAUGACAGGUACAGCGAUGGCGAUCAGUACUCAGCAUACAUGUACGGAACCGAGUAUGAGGUCCCUCAGUACAAUGGAAACCCUUUCAAAAGAAAUCUCUAUAGACACGACGCACCUUGUGUUGUCUGCUUUGUCAAAUUACGUGGUUCAUUGUUGAUGAUGCCCGCAAGGAAUGACUGUCCAUCUGGAUGGACCGAGGAGUAUCACGGGUACCUGAUGACUGAAUUUCACAACCACCCGAACCAAAAAGAUUUCGUCUGUGUGGACAAAGACCCAGAGUAUGUUCCUGGUAGCCACGCCGGCCGAAGGGAAGCUUUGUUGUACCCUGUAGAAGGUGUUUGCGGCUCACUACCGUGUCUUCCUUAUGUUCAGCAUCGAGAACUGACAUGCGCUGUGUGCACAAAAUAG
Messenger RNA from Porites evermanni, 21254 nucleotides. Lineage: Eukaryota; Metazoa; Cnidaria; Anthozoa; Scleractinia; Poritidae. The record is from the annotation of a GenBank genome assembly.